GAAGAAGAAGAAGAAGAAGAAGAAGAAGAAGAAGCCGCCUGUCAGAUGGUGUUUGAUGUUAGCUUGACCAAAGCCUGUUGGGAAAAGUGAACAAAGCGGUGCUGUGUGGGUUGUUCUAGGUCCUAAUUAAGAGAAAAGGAAGCGAGGACCAUGCUGAGGGUUUGUCUGCGCGGAGUGAAGGCCACGGCCCGGAAGAACAGUGGGAGAACCCGUCUAACUAACCUGCAACACAACAGGGGAUACACAGCAGGAGAAAGCAGUGGUGCCUCCAGAGUGGUUGUUGCUGGCUUGUUGACGGUAAGCGGUGGCGUUGGAGGCACCAUUCUCUAUGCCAAAUGGGACCACAAGUUUCGAGCAGCUGUGGAAAAGAACGUUCCAUAUUCGGAAUGGCUGCUUGGUCUUGCUUUGGGACCUGCUCCUCAAGAUACAGGUCUCCCCAUCAAGAAACGGAUGGAGUCGCUCCAGCCACCCUCCAUGAUGGAAAAACAGAUGAGAACGCCCACAACCAAGCCUGAAAAGAAAUUAAAGGAGACAGCCGAGCAUCCGGCCCCAGAUGCUAGCUCUGCGUUGGUACAGUCUGCACAGAGCAUACAGGAGGCUUCAGCAGAGGCUACUCAGAUCAUCUCAGCCAUCAGUGAGGUCCAGUCAGUUCCUGCUCCUUGUGACACAGAGGCUGCAGCAACAGGCAGAGAGGAUUGCAAAGAAUGCAAUGACCAUACGGUUGCCAUGGAACCAACAGCUGUCCUUCAGAAGACAGACUCAGCUGGGACGGCAGAGCCUCUGACAGAGCGUCCAGUAGAAGAAGUGGCAGCUAGACUGGCCCAACAGGACCAGGAAGAAAACAACGUUGUUGCAUCUGUAUCGGCUAGUCUGGAGGACUCGUUGGCAAGCUCUGCUCAGGCUACGCUGCAGGCUAUUGGCGCUCAGGAGGCAGCUCUGCAGGCCAUCGGUCAGCACACCCACAAGCUGAAGGAGGCUAUGGAAGCAGAGGCUCCAUCUGAGGAGAAGUCAACCCAGUGGAAAGAUCUAGAAACUGCUCUCGCAGACAGAACCACUUCUAUGAAUGUUGCCAAGACUGCUCUUCUCAAAGCCAAUGAAGCCCUGGACAGUCUAAAGUCAGUGAUUGACAAGUCCAAAGGACUGAAGGUUGCAGCUGCACGGCCGCUGAUUUUAGCAGCAGAGGAGAAUCUCCAUAAAAUGGUAGUGGACUUGGACAAAGUGGUCUCUAAGGUGCAGUCGGCAGAGUCAGAAGCAAAGAUUGUGGCCCAGUACAGCGAACUGGUCAAUGAAGCCAAACAGCAGUUUCAUAGGGAAGUGAGUAGCCUUACUCCAGAGAUCCAAGCCAACUGGAAAGGGCUUACUGGUAAACUCUCAACAGAUGAUCUAAAUGCUCUGAUUGCCCACGCACAUCGGCGCAUUGACCAACUGAAUCGAGAGCUGGCUGAGCAAAGGGUCAGAGAGCAGAUCCACAUUGAUGCAGCACUGGAGCAGCAGAAAUUGGAGGACCAGAAAGCUCUGGAGAAAGCUGUUGGCACCGCACUGCAGCAUGUAAAAGAGGAGGCCCGACUGGAGCAGGAAAAAAAGCUCGCUGAGCUGAGAGAAGUGAUUGAGGCAGAGAUGAGAACACAACUCCGGCGUCAGGCAGCAGCUCACACUGACCAUGUUCGAGAUGUCCUCAAAGUUCAGGAGCAGGAGCUUAAAGCUGAAGCUGAGCAGGUCCUGAGCAGUAAGAUGCUGGAACAGGAGACCCGCUACCGUCAGCUUACUCAGGAACAGCUUGAUAACUUCACUCUGGAUAUGAAUGCUGCCUACGCAAGGCUGAAGGGAGUGGAGGAGGCCAUAGAUAGCCAUGUGGAAGCAGAGGAGGAGGCCCGUAAAGCUCAUCAGCUGUGGCUUUCUGUGGAAGCUCUCAACUACACCUUAAAAACUGCAAGCGCUGAAUCCCCCAGCAUGCCUCUGGAGGACGCUGCUGAGGCUGUGCGGGCCAGCUGUGUCGAUAGUGAUUUUGCCCUAGCUCUGGCAUCAGCUCUGCCGGAAAAAUCGCUGAAGCGUGGUGUGUACAGCGAGGCUUCCCUUCGUGCUCGUUUCUACUCCAUGCGAUCACUCGCUCGCAGGGUGGCUCUCAUCGACGAAUCCCACAACACCCUGUACCAGUACUUUCUGUCCUACAUUCAAGCUGCACUGCUUUUUGAGAGCCAACAGGAAGCCCCACCCACCCAACUACACAGUGAAGAUUUGGAUGCAUUCAAGCUCCUCUCUUAUGCCAGCUAUUGUCUGGAGCAUGGGGACCUAGAGUUGGCAGCUAAGCUGGUGAACCAGCUGCGAGGAGAGGCCAGGAGAGUAGUGGAGGACUGGCUAACUGAAGCUAGACUCACACUGGAAACCAGGCAGGUGGCCAGUUUGCUUUCGGCUUAUGCCAAUGCCGUGGGUUUGGGAACCACUCAGGCCCCGUAGCCGCCAUGUCAGCCAGGCAGCUUUGAAGGAAACUCCGGUACAUGCUUUUCUUUUCAGCGAUCACAACAGGCCAGAACGAUAGCACCUGUGUUGGUAGCAAGAUGGACUGAGGUUGGAUAUACAACAACAAAGGAAAGCUCAUUAGGUUUCAGUGGUGCGUUCACAUUAGUUAAUCCACAGAUGCGUUUAAAAUCACUAAGAAAAGAUGUAAUUCAAGUUUAGAUCUAGUCCUUGCCUUUGCUCUAGUUGGCAGCAUGUCAUGGUAUCUUAAUCCUAACAUUAAAUUAUGUGUUAUGCUGCGCUGUUGUGAAUAUUGCACAUGCUAAAUAAAUCAUGAUGAGGAAAGCCA
Molecule: messenger RNA, 2803 nt
Organism: Fundulus heteroclitus (mummichog)
Lineage: Eukaryota; Metazoa; Chordata; Actinopteri; Cyprinodontiformes; Fundulidae
Gene: immt
Product: inner membrane protein, mitochondrial (mitofilin)
Exons: 14
Coding region: 151-2454 (767 amino acids)
Biological process (GO): cristae formation
Cellular component (GO): MICOS complex
Source: RefSeq, a predicted model, not a curated record